GAUACCCCGUCCACCUGUCCUGUCUGUGGACGUGAGGAGGCAGUGUCCCAUGUCUCCAUGGUGUGCGAGAGGUUGCGGCCCCUGUUUGAAUAUCUGAAGGGGACGCUCCUCAAGUUCUCCCUGCACUUCAGUCCCGCGCUCCUGGUUUAUGGGCACCCGGUAAGGAGGGGGGUGUCCGUCGGAGGAUCUUCUCCUGGGUCUGGCCAAGAUGGCAUUUGAUGGUCCAGGCAGUGGUCUGUCGAGGUCUCUGGCCGAGACGACUCCCUGUCCCUCUUCCCGGGCUACAUGCGUGCCAGGGUGUCUUUGGAGAGAGAGUAUGCGAUCAUUAUGAUACAGUGGGAGAUUUCCGGAUACGGCGGGCACCCCAAUGAAUUGAGUGCGUUAUUGGUAAUUAUGAUAACUGAUUUUAAUAUGAAUUCACUAACUAUUGUACUUGCUUUGUUCGUUUGUUAUACAAAAUGGUGGUGAGGCUGCGCCGCACUGCGGGAGGGGCGGCGAGGAGGGAGCGGCUCGCUGCGGAUGGUGGGCGACGAGGGAGCGCCAUGCUGUGGGAGGAGUGGAACAAGCUUCCUGGUCUUACGUUACUGGUUCGCGGGAGGCGUCUGCCGAUGCACCAAGCGGAUGGACGGGAAAACCGUGAUCAUCACCGGCGCCAACAGCGGCAUUGGAAAGGAGACGGCCAGAGACCUAGCGAGGAGAGGAGCACGUGUAAUCAUGGCCUGCCGGGACAUGGCGCGCAGCGAGGAGGUUGCGGAGGAGUUGCGGGCCAGCACGGGGAACGAGCAGGUCCUGGUGUCCCAGCUGGACCUGGCCUCCAUCCAGUCCGUGCACGGCUUUGCCAGGGAAAUUGCCGAGACCGAGGGCAAGAUCGAUGUGCUCAUCAACAACGCAGGGGCUCCCAUUGGUCCGAGGCAGGUGACAGAGGACGGCUUUGAACUGCAGAUCGGUGUCAACCAUUUUGGCCACUUCCUGCUGACCAUCCUGCUUUUGGAACCGCUGAAACGCGGCGCGCCGAGCCGCGUCAUCAACGUUGCCAGCCGGGCACACCACCUCGGCAGGAUUCGCUUCAACGACAUCAACAUGAACGAGCGCUAUGAUUCCCUGUUGGCACACUGCCAGAGCAAGUUGGCGAACGUCCUCUUCACCCGGGAACUCGCUCAGCACCUGCAAGGGGCCGGCGUUACUGUGAAUGCGGUGCACCCUGGUCUGGUCUGGACUAAUAUGCUCAGGUCCAUGAUGUGGCAUCAACCCCUCUUCAUCCGUCUGAUGUUGGCUCCGUUCUACUUCUGCCUAAAGACGCCCAAGCAAGGGGCUCAGACCAGCAUCCACUGUGCCGUGGCACCUGACCUGGAAGGGGUCACUGGUCAAUAUUUCAGUGACUGCGUGCAGAGAGAAGUUUCCUACUAUGCCCAGGACGCCUGUUCGGCCAAGGCCCUGUGGGACAUGAGCUUAGAAAUGGUGGCCCUGGAGGUCUCGCCGAGCAACAUCAACAACAGUCUGUACUGGUUGCUGGCCCACCGGAUCCGAAGGAACAACAUCAAGAAGAGCCACCUGUGUGUUUACUGAGCU
Messenger RNA from Mobula hypostoma (lesser devil ray), 1569 nucleotides. RefSeq names its product retinol dehydrogenase 12-like. The record is from RefSeq and is a predicted model, not a curated record. The transcript has 7 exons. Lineage: Eukaryota; Metazoa; Chordata; Chondrichthyes; Myliobatiformes; Myliobatidae. The coding region runs from base 520 to 1566 and encodes 348 amino acids.